GUAGAAAUUGAAGUUUAUUGGCUUCACAAAGGAUAAGAGCAAGAUAUACCACACAGGAGGGUUCCCAUCUCAAUACCUUAACUUGCAUAUUCAGAUUAUUCAAAUUAUUGGGGACCAGGGUUUGGGGAUCGUGCACAGCUUUGAGUAAUAUUUGCUAGUUAUAUUUAAGAACAAAAUGGCGUCCUUAGGGCAGUUCCAACUAUUUGUGGGCUCUGGCUCCAGACAAACCUCUGUCUGUCAGGAUGAACUCCAGGAGGAGUACAAAAGGUGCAAAAAUAAAAUAAAAUAAAAUAGAAAACAUCAUAUAUAUAUAUAUAUAUAUAUAUAUAUAUAUAUAGUUUUUAGACAGAGUCUUGCUCUGUCACCCAAGCAGGAGUGCAGUGGUGUUAUCAUAGCUCACUGCAACCUCAACCUUCCUGGCUCAAGCAGUUCUCCCACCUCAGCCUACCGGCUAGCUGGGACCACUGGCACCGGGCUAAUUUUCUUAUUUUUUGUAGAGAUGGAGGUCUCACUAUGUUGCCCAGGUUGGUCUCCAACUUCUGGGUUCAAGUGAUCCUCCCGCCUCGACCCCCAAAGUGCUGGGAUUACAGGCAUGUGCCACUGCGCCUGCCUACUCUUUUAAAGAUGCUACGGAUGCAAAGAAGAGAGGAAAGCAAACACAAAACCUUUUUGAUCUCAAGGAGCUAAGGGUCUGAGUCUGACACUUCCCAUCCCACACACAUAUACAGAGGGAAGGAUCUCUUCUCCAGCAAAAGUUUUCACGGAAGUCAUCUCUUUCCUCAUCGCUUAAAAGAAACAAAAAGCCAAGAAGCCGUUACGGAGCGGGUGUGGGGGCCUGUGACCUUUUGUCUAGUUGCCAUCCUCCGGAACCCACAAGCGGUACACCAAAUAAGGGACGCGGCGGCUAAAAUGACGUGAACAUAGGAGUCCGCAUUCUCUGAGAUGUCAUUCCUCCAGGAAGACCCAGAAACCGUGAAUAGGGCGGGGUGGUGGGCAAUAUCUAAAGCGAGGUUUCCUGGGAACGCGAUGCCACUGGCCAGGACGCUGGAAAGGGCAGCGGUCGUGAAGAAUCCCUUCUCAAGGGGUCCGUUCCUGGGCCGUAUAUGGAGAAGUCUGUCCAAGUGUGUGUCUGUAAGGUCUAGAGCCGGGCGUGCAUUCAGAAUCCUCAAGCUCAUCUGUACUUGGACUCUGACCCUGAAGCGAGGGGGUUUCCGAAGUCUGAUUCACCGAGGGGACAGGACCCAUUUGGGGCAUCCGAUGGCAGCGAGAAGAGAAGGGAGCCGAAAUGCAAAAUAUUCUCAAGAUGCAGGAGGAACCCCUCUCAAGGAGCGCCACGGAGAAAACUUCAGAGUACCGGCGCGAUGAUCCAGCACAACGCCAGGACCUGCAGCCCAGCCCACCUCUCCCCGGGCGCUGUGGCGCAGGCGCAGUGGCGCCGCGCUCCAGCCCCAGCGCGCAUGCUCUGCCCGGCUGCGGCGCUUCGGGCCGGCGGCAGCGGCAGAAGCGGCAGCGGCAGAGGAAGUUUCCGCUUUGCACUCCACCCCGGUAGCAGCUCCGCGGCAGGGACAGCUUCCUCCGGACGUUUGGCGGGCUUCGCUCUCGCCUUACGACAGCCCAGUCGUAUAAUGGGGUUGCCCAAGGGGCCGGAGAGCCAGGGUCUCCCGGAGGUGGAAACAAGAGAAGAUGAAGAACAAAAUGUCAAGUUGACUGAAAUUCUAGAGCUCUUGGUUGCAGCUGGGUAUUUCAGGGCAAGAAUUAAAGGCUUGUCACCUUUUGACAAGGUAGUAGGAGGAAUGACUUGGUGUAUCACCACUUGCAACUUUGAUGUAGAUGUUGAUUUACUCUUUCAAGAAAACUCUACGAUAGGUCAAAAAAUAGCUCUGUCAGAAAAAAUUGUCUCGGUCCUGCCAAGGAUGAAAUGCCCACACCAGUUGGAGCCCCACCAGAUCCAAGGGAUGGAUUUUAUUCACAUAUUUCCUGUUGUUCAGUGGCUGGUGAAACGAGCUAUAGAAACAAAAGAAGAGAUGGGUGACUAUAUCCGCUCCUACUCUGUAUCCCAGUUCCAGAAGACUUACGGUCUCCCUGAGGAUGAUGACUUCAUAAAGAGAAAAGAAAAGGCCAUCAAGACAGUUGUGGACCUCUCAGAAGUGUACAAGCCCCGUCGGAAAUACAAACGCCACCAGGGAGCAGAGGAGCUACUUGAUGAAGAAUCUCGAAUCCAUGCUACGCUUUUGGAAUAUGGCAGGAGAUAUGGAUUUAGCCGCCAGAGCAAAAUGGAGAAGGCUGAGGACAAGAAAAUGGCACUUCCAGCAGGGCUGUCAGCUACAGAAAAAGCUGAUGGCCACGAGGAAGAUGAGCUUCGAGCAGCUGAAGAGCAGCGUAUUCAGUCGCUAAUGACCAAGAUGACCGCUAUGGCAAAUGAGGAGAGCCGUCUCACCGCAAGCUCCGUGGGCCAGAUUGUGGGACUCUGCUCUGCCGAGAUCAAGCAGAUUGUGUCUGAGUAUGCGGAGAAGCAGUCUGAGCUAUCAGCUGAAGAAAGUCCAGAAAAAUUAGGAACCUCCCAGCUACAUCGCCGGAAAGUCAUUUCCUUGAACAAACAGAUUGCGCAAAAGACCAAACAUCUUGAAGAGCUGCGAGCAAGUCACACCAGCCUACAAGCCAGAUAUAAUGAAGCCAAGAAAACGCUGACAGAGCUGAAGACUUACAGUGAGAAACUGGACAAAGAGCAAGCAGCCCUCGAGAAGAUAGAAUCCAAAGCUGAUCCAAGUAUCCUACAGAACCUGAGAGCACUUGUAGCCAUGAAUGAAAAUCUGAAAAGUCAAGAACAGGAAUUUAAAGCACAUUGUCGAGAGGAGAUGACACGGCUACAGCAAGAAAUUGAAAACCUGAAAGCUGAGAGAGCACCAUGUGGAGAUGAAAAGACCGUCUCCAGUGGAGAGCCGCCUGGUACCUUGACCUCUGCAAUGACUCAUGACGAAGACCUAGACAGACGGUAUAAUACGGAGAAAGAGAAACUUUACAAGAUACGUUUACUACAGGCUCGAAGAAAUCGAGAAAUAGCAAUUUUGCACCGCAAGAUUGAUGAAGUCCCUAGCCGUGCCGAGCUAAUACAGUAUCAGAAGAGAUUUAUUGAACUCUACCGCCAGAUUUCAGCAGUGCACAAAGAAACCAAGCAGUUCUUCACUUUAUAUAAUACCCUGGACGAUAAAAAGGUUUAUUUGGAAAAAGAGAUUAGUCUGCUGAACUCAAUUCAUGAGAACUUCUCACAAGCCAUGGCCUCCCCUGCUGCCCGGGACCAGUUUUUACGUCAGAUGGAACAGAUUGUGGAAGGAAUUAAGCAAAGUAGAAUGAAGAUGGAAAAGAAAAAGCAAGAGAACAAAAUGAGAAGAGACCAGUUGAACGACCAGUACUUGGAGCUGUUAGAAAAGCAGAGGCUAUACUUUAAGACUGUGAAAGAGUUCAAGGAGGAGGGCCGCAAGAAUGAGAUGCUGCUGUCCAAGGUGAAAGCGAAGGCCUCCUGAACAUCCCCAGCUGUGGUUGUAUGUCAUUGAUUUUACUUUUAAGCACCGUAUAUCAACUACAAGAUCAUGAAAUGGUUCUGAAAGCAACAGUAGAGAGAUGCAGGUGUAAUGAUUUCAACAACCUGGAUGUUUUCUUUCUCCUCUUUGCUUCCAUUCAUUUCUGUUGGCUGCUGUUGAUGGAAUCAGACAGUAAACACGUGGCUUGGAUAACACCCAUCAUCCUAUGAAGAAUGUGGGGAGUACUUGUUCUCUGUUGAUUCAACUUUUAUGUCUCCAGUAACAUUGCGCUUACGAAGGUACCUGUAUUUGUAUGGACUCUGAAUAAAGAAGAAUUCAUUUGUUUAGCAAGUAUUAA
This is a messenger RNA of Pongo pygmaeus (Bornean orangutan), 3876 nucleotides long. RefSeq names its product CCC complex scaffolding subunit CCDC93 (gene CCDC93). The transcript has 24 exons. Lineage: Eukaryota; Metazoa; Chordata; Mammalia; Primates; Hominidae. The record is from RefSeq and is a predicted model, not a curated record. Bases 1362 to 3521 code for a protein of 719 amino acids. Gene Ontology annotation, biological process: Golgi to plasma membrane transport.